Molecule: messenger RNA, 4608 nt
Organism: Colius striatus (speckled mousebird)
Lineage: Eukaryota; Metazoa; Chordata; Aves; Coliiformes; Coliidae
Gene: SYK
Product: spleen associated tyrosine kinase
Exons: 15
Coding region: 547-2457 (636 amino acids)
Biological process (GO): positive regulation of alpha-beta T cell proliferation; innate immune response; macrophage activation involved in immune response
Cellular component (GO): extrinsic component of cytoplasmic side of plasma membrane; cytoplasm
Molecular function (GO): ATP binding; signaling receptor binding; non-membrane spanning protein tyrosine kinase activity
Source: RefSeq, a predicted model, not a curated record
GCAGGGCGGCUGCGCCCGCUGAGGCGGAGGGAGCGGGCGCCGACGCCCCGUUGAGGAAGUGGCCGCAGCUGCGAGAGAAAACGAGGAAGCGGCGGCACCCGUGGCGCUGAGCGAGUGUCCAGCCCCGCUCCCGGGCGUAACGCGACGCGGCACGGUUCGCUUUGGCUCGGCUCGGCUGGGCUGGCCGCAGCCGCCCGCCUGAGGUCUGCAUCCCAGACGGCCGGCGGCGGCGUGAGCGACAGGGUGCGACUGAAAGAAGAUGUUGAACUGUUCCUGAAUGAAGUUUCUUCCUUCUUAUGCCGCAUAAAUUGUAGAUGUAACUCUCUGUGUCCUGUUCUGAUUAAACGGUGAUUGGACUGGGGACAUAUUUGGAAGAGAAAGUACAUGAAAAACUUAUAAUCACAGAAUCUUAAGAGUUGGAAGGGACCUCAAAAGAUCAUCUAGUCCAACCUCGCUGUCAGAGCAGGACUGUGUUCAGACCACAUAGGAACUCAUCCAGGUAUAGAAUACAAAGUUUGCUACUUGGAAAACAAACAAAAAAAAAAGAUGGCUUCCAACACAGCAAACCCUGCUAACCAUUUGCCAUACUUCUUCGGCAACAUUACACGUGAAGAAGCCGAGGAGUAUCUGAUACAAGGAGGACUGAGUGAUGGACUGUACUUGCUCCGCCAAAGCCGGAAUUACCUGGGGGGCUUUGCCUUGUCCUUGGCCCAUGGCAGGAAGGUCCAUCAUUAUACAAUUGAGAGGGAGCUCAGUGGCUCAUAUGCUAUUGCAGGAGGCAAGUCGCACGCCAGUCCUGCUGAACUCAUUAACUAUCACUCAGAGGAAGCAGAUGGCCUUAUCAGUCUACUGAGAAAACCUUUCAACCGACCACCAGGUGUUGAACCCAAAAUAGGACCAUUCGAAGAUUUAAAAGAGAAUCUCAUCAGAGAGUAUGUCAAACAAACUUGGAACUUGCAGGGGCAUGCUCUGGAACAAGCUAUCAUUAGUCAAAAACCUCAGCUGGAGAAGUUGAUUGCUACUACAGCCCAUGAGAAGAUGCCGUGGUUCCAUGGGAGGAUCUCUCGGGAAGAGUCAGAACACCGUAUCCUUCUUGGAUCAAGAAGCAAUGGAAAAUUUCUUAUCCGAGAAAGGGACAGCAAUGGUUCUUAUGCCCUGUGUCUACUGAAUGAUGGGAAAGUACUACAUUACCGUAUUGACAGAGAUAAGACAGGAAAGCUCUCAAUACCGGAUGGGAAAAGAUUUGACACCCUCUGGCAGUUAGUUGAACAUUAUUCAUACAAACCAGAUGGAUUAUUAAGGAUUCUUACCAUUCCCUGUCCACAACUGGGCUCAGAAAAUGAUAAUAUUGUUUUUAACAGUCGGCCUUCUCUUCCUGGAACCCUUUCUAAGAGUUGGGCAGGAGGUGGAAUUAUCUCAAGACUCAAAUCGUACACCUUUCCAAAGGCUGGCAGCAAAAAGUUUCAGCCAUCUAUGGGCCACCCACCAGAUGAAGCACUUUUUAAUCCUUAUGUGCUGCAGAAUAACAGAUGUUUUCCAGGAGCAGAAAAAGGUGAUCAGAGAGAGGCUUUACCCAUGGAUACUGAGGUCUAUGAAAGUCCAUAUGCUGAUCCAGAUGAGAUGAAACCAAAAAAUGUCACUCUUGACAGGAAGUUGUUAACUUUGGAGGAAGGAGAACUUGGCUCUGGUAACUUUGGUACUGUAAAGAAAGGGUUCUAUAAGAUGAAAAAGGGUGCCAAGCCAGUGGCUGUAAAAAUUCUGAAGAAUGAGAGUAAUGAUCCAGCUGUAAAGGAUGAAUUACUGAGAGAAGCAAAUGUAAUGCAGCAACUGGAUAACCCAUAUAUUGUCCGAAUGAUAGGCAUAUGUGAAGCUGAGGCUUGGAUGUUAGUGAUGGAAAUGGCUGAACUAGGGCCACUCAACAGAUUUUUGCAAAAAAAUAGGCAUGUCACGGAGAAGAAUAUAACAGAAUUGGUUCAUCAGGUUUCCAUGGGGAUGAAAUACCUGGAGGAGAAUAACUUUGUUCAUAGGGAUCUGGCUGCAAGGAAUGUGUUAUUAGUCACGCAACAUUAUGCCAAAAUAAGUGACUUCGGACUUUCUAAAGCUCUUAGUGCUGAUGAAAAUUAUUACAAGGCACAAAGUCAUGGAAAAUGGCCAGUCAAGUGGUAUGCUCCAGAAUGCAUGAAUUUCUACAAAUUCUCUAGCAAAAGCGAUGUCUGGAGCUUUGGGGUUUUAAUGUGGGAAGCUUUCUCUUAUGGACAAAAGCCAUAUAAGGGAAUGAAAGGUGGUGAAGUUUCACAGAUGAUUGAAAGAGGAGAACGAAUGGAACGUCCCGAGGUCUGUCCAACAGAAGUCUAUGAUCUGAUGAAAUUAUGUUGGACAUACAAUGUCGAUGACCGACCAGGAUUUGUGGCAGUGGAGAUGAGAUUGCGAAACUACUAUUACGACAUUUCCCAUUAAAGAACGACAUGAAGAACAGCAGCUCCCUUCGUGCAGCCACCACCCUCUGAGAGGCACUCCAGUUUCCGAAACCAAGUGACUCGGAUUGUUGUGCUGCCACUGUCACCCUGCGAAGCUCAAGGCUAAGCCCUGCAUUUGUAGGGUUGCUUUUUCUUGCCUUCUGCGUAAUAUCCAUCCCCAAAACAGAGUGUUGAAAGUGGAGAGGCCCCAAAAGCAAGCAGCAAGAAAAUCAGAGCAGAUGCUUAUACUUUUGCUACAUUCCAUUUUGUUUUAUUUACAGCUUCAUUGGCAUUACAUUUUGUAGUCAUGUAAAACCUAUUUAAUACCUUCCAGCCCUGUUCCUCUCACCUGUUUGAAUGUGGGUUGGAAUUUACAUGCAUUAAGAGUUGUUCCAGACUUACCCCUCCCCAAGGAAGAAUAGCAUAAAUGCUUCUCACUGUGAAAGAAAUUCACUGUGAAAAUGUGUCAGUUGGUUUGACUGACAACGUUUUAUUUUACCCCUAAGCCCCUUUAAAACAGAAUGACAUUCUUCUCAGUAAUAUAGGCAGAAGAGAACUGGGAGAUGUGAAUUUCUAACAUGGUCUUCUCCUUUAAAUGUAACCAGCUUCUCUCAUUCUUCAGCUCAUGUUGAAGUUCUCAGCUGUCCCUCGGGGAGCUGUUUUUUUCUUUCCUCAUGAAACCUAGGAACUCAGGGGCUUGCUCUCAUGUUGGAACAAAGUGUGUCAACACCUAAAGUAAUCUGAGUUUUAACAUACAGUCCAUCACUGCAUUCCUGAAAAGAGAGCCUUACAUUGAAAGGUGAUGGAGCAGUAUUUUCCUUUCUCUGUACUGUUUCAGCCUUCCCCGGAGAUGACUUUUCCAUGUAUCUCUUUGGGUGUACCAAAGCUCGUUGCAUUUUGAAUGGCAAUCAUUUUUAUCUUUUUUCAAGCCUUUCUUGAGAAGUAUUUAUUAAAAUUCGCCACACCUGAUUGCCUCUAAAGGUAAGUUUCACCCAUAGCUCAAAUAUUUUAAAACAAGCUUGUGGGCAUCAAGUUCACUUUUGGCCUUCUAAAUCUCAGUAUUUUUUCCUGGGCGGGGUGGGGGGGAAGGUAAUUGUCUUAGCACUCUUUUGUUACGCACCAUUCUUCUCCAUUAAUGUGCAAGUAUAGCAAUGGUAAUAACAAAUCAUGUAAUCAACUUCUGAUUCUACUUGUACCCACACGCUUUCUUUGUCCAAUCUCAUUUUAAAAGUUACAGGUAUCAACAUUUCUAUCACUUACCACAAGCAGCUACUUUACUGGCAUUUCAGUGUAUCUCAGGUGUCAACUUACAUUGUAUUUACUAGAUAAACGGAUAUUUAGAAGAGUGUAAAGAGUAAGAUUUACAGUUAGAUAUAUUUAUUGUGUAUGGCUGGUUAAACAUUUUAAUGUUUUAAUGUGUUUAAUUAUUUUGUGAACAGGUUAUUCUUAGAGAUGUGGUGAUAUGUUUUUCUCUAGUAAUUAUAGUGGGAACGUGUGAAAUAAUUUUUUUAACAGAUGACUAUAAACAGAUGCAGGAGUUAUGUAAUAUUUUGGUUUUACUAAUUUUAUGGUCUAUUUAAAAAAAAAAAAAAACAAGAUAUCACUGGUGAUUUUUGGUAGUUUAAUAUUGGAUGUCCAAUGGAAGACACUUCAGGAGUCCUAUGCUACUCAAAGAUGCUGAGUACAAUAGACUACGUUUCCAAUGUGACCAAACAUGACUUUUGUUGAAGAUGAUUUAUUUUUUGUUUUGUUUUUAAGAAACGUUUUUCUACAAGAACAGCUUGUGUUAGCCAUAGUUAUAUGGAGCUGUUUUGUCGCUUUAAUUCUUCUGCAGAGAAGUUGUUAGCUCUACAUGUGCAACUAGUACAUUCAUGGGGAUAUUAGUUAUAAACAAAUUGCACGAAUCUCUGCUAGCCAGCGAGUGACAGUACUUGAUUUCCCUGAGAGACAGAUGUCUCGAAGUACCCCUCUCACUCUGUCUUUGAAAGUGUUACAGGAUAUAACAAAAUAGGAGUGUUUCUUCCCCUCUUCUGAGUGAAUGUCACUUUCUGAUAUUAUUUGAUUCUUUUUGACUUUGCUAUAAUGUAGUAAAAGUUUACAAUGAGAAAAUAAAAUAUUGUGAAAUAAAUGGAUUAAUUUUUAAAAUUUACAU